Messenger RNA from Encephalitozoon hellem ATCC 50504, 1050 nucleotides. RefSeq lists its product as uncharacterized. Lineage: Eukaryota; Fungi; Microsporidia; Unikaryonidae. The record is from RefSeq and is a predicted model, not a curated record. The transcript has a single exon. Bases 1 to 1050 code for a protein of 349 amino acids.
AUGGACAAAGGCAAGUUUCUCAGACUACUCAUAGUUGUAUUGCUCGGUGUGGGUAUAACUGUUCUAGCAUUCCUUAUGCUCAAAGAAGCACCAACAGGAUCCUUUGCUGAAGACGAUAUUGCAUCACUCAGUGAAGAAAUCACAUUCAGGUUUAAAGAUUCAGGCGAAAACAAAGAAGAUUCCGCAGUUACCGAUGUUAAGUUCUUCAUUUGCUUGAAUAAUGUUCUGAAGUCUCUGAAGUCUGCAGACAGCAAUCUCAUUCGGCUUUUAUGCUAUGACGAAGUUCUUGAAAAAGAAGCCGGGGAAAAGGGAGGAGAUGACAAAAGAGAGGCACAUGUAAAGAAUGCAAUUACUGAAGCUAGAAAUAUUAUGUUUAGGGCCGCCAAUCCCAAAGAGGCCAUAAAGGAUAUACUAAAUAAGAAGGAUGCCGAGGCCAAAAAUAUCAAAGGAUUAACUGAUGCCAUUCAGAGUGCAUUUUCUGGUUUCCUAUCAGCAGAGAGUUCAUCUGAUAAGCGGGAAAAGGAUGAGGAGCUCAACACCCAAUUGGCUAAUCUUUUAAUUUGGUUGUGGUUAAAGGGAUCGCUCCCAGAGAAUAACAGGGUUCAACAAUUCCGAAAAAUUUACAGUGAAAACCAAGAUUUUAAAAAGUUCUUUGAAUGUCUAGACGAGGAGAGUAAGGAGGUUGCAAACUCAAAAAUAACUGUUAAGAUGGAAAAGAAAGAAGUUACCAUGCCUGUUAUAGAGCAUAUACUUACCUCUAUAUUCCAGACAAGCUUAUACAUGGGAAGUGGGAUUUCUCAGAUUAACUUAAGUGGGGUAGGAGUAAUUUCUGAAAUGGCGAUUGGAAAAGGUUCAGAAGAGGAGAAGAAGUCCAAAUCUUCUACCGAGGGGAAAGGGCUUGUGGACAUUUUAGGGCUUAGAAAACUUGCAUCCCUAUUUAGUGGAAAUAAAAAUAAAGUCUCUGAUAGUAGCGCUCCAGAUGAAAAUGUUGCUACAUCUGCUAUCAAGGAGGGCAAAGAGGUACUAGAGAAAAAGAUGGAAGGAAGCUAA